AUGGCCUCCUCGAAGGACGUCCUCGACGGCCACAGCAAGCACGAGAACAGGAGCAGCAACGACGCCAGCAAGCUCAUCUACCCCUCUGCGGCAGCCAAGUCCCCUCACAACAGCCUAGAGACAUUCGUCGGCUACGCUGAGCGGACGGGUCUGGACCCCCGAUCAACCGUCUACGUAGGCACCCGCUACGAGUACCAGGUCGCAGCGGCCCUUUCACGCUACGGCUUCCACCUCGUGCGCGUAGGCGGCGCAGGCGACUACGGCACCGACCUCCUGGGGACGUGGACGCCUCCGACGACGGGGACGGCCCUGCGCCUCCUCGUCCAGUGCAAGGGCGGCGCUCAGCGCGUGGGACCCAACCUCGUACGCGAGCUCGAGGGGGCCUUUGCCAGCGCGCCGCCCGGCUGGAGGGGUACCGGCGGGGGCAGCGACGGCGGCAAUGCCAACGCCAAUGUCAUGGGCCUGCUCGUGGGCCAGAGGCCGGCCACGAAGGGGGUGCGCGACUCGCUGGGUCGCAGCCGGUGGCCCAUGGGAUACGCCUGCUGCGAUGCUGAGGGGAGAGUGAUGCAGCUGAUGUGGAAUCACAGGGCUGCUGAUGGGGGAUUGGGCGAUCUCGACGUCGUGACGAGGAGGUCUCACGGUGAUCGGGGCGAGCAGUCUGAGGUUGUGUUGGUGCGUCAAGGAAAGGUGCUCCCCUUUUGCUGA
Messenger RNA from Geosmithia morbida, 705 nucleotides. RefSeq names its product Protein of unknown function (DUF2034). The transcript is spliced from 2 exons. Bases 1 to 705 code for a protein of 234 amino acids. NCBI's taxonomy places the organism in Eukaryota, Fungi, Ascomycota, Sordariomycetes, Hypocreales, Bionectriaceae. Gene Ontology annotation, cellular component: mitochondrion. The record is from RefSeq and is a predicted model, not a curated record.